Messenger RNA from Podarcis lilfordi (Lilford's wall lizard), 7687 nucleotides. Lineage: Eukaryota; Metazoa; Chordata; Lepidosauria; Squamata; Lacertidae. The record is from the annotation of a GenBank genome assembly.
GCCCGGGCGCACAGCCUGGAAGGAGCGUCCGCUGCCGCCGCCGCCGCCUCUCCGCCCUUUCGUCCGCCCGCGCGCUUUCUGCGAGGGGACCCCGCGAUGCCUCCGCAGGGCGAGUCUCUCCCGCCGGUGCCCCCGCGCCGCCCCCGCGAGCAGCGACGCCUGCGGGGCCUCGAGUGCGUUCUGCUGGGCGACGGCGCCGUCGGGAAAACCAGCCUGGCGCUCAGCUACAGCACCAACGGCUUCCCCGCGCGAUACGUCCCCACCGCCCUCGACCGCUUCUCCGGUACGCGAGCGAUGCGCGGGGGUGGGGUGGGAUGGAUGACCUUUGGGGGUGCCCUUCCCGCUCUGCGGGGACAAGGAAGAGCAACGACGACACUGGUUCCCGGGAGGUUUUGUUUUUUUAUCCGCGGAGGUCAUUAUUCAGCUGCCAUUGCAGGGGGUUGGGAUGGAUGACCUUUGGGGGUCCCCUAACCAACCGAGCAGGUCUGUGAUUCUACAUGGGGCGUGGCUAGUGCUCAGUGCGAUGCCUGCUCAACAGCCAGAGGGCAUCGCCAACGUUGCAGGUUUACCUGCUCCCCAAAGUGAGGCCCUGCCCGGAGCCCGGUUUGCAGGGGCUCCUGCAAAGCCUUUUUCACGGGAGACCCCGGCAAGAGCCUCUUCCUGCUUGCCUCGUUCUGCCAGGAAAGAUUUGCAGGCCUGGAGUCGACCGCAUCCAAGUUUUCCUUUCCUAGUUCCUACCUGGCGAAAGACAAACUUUCAUUUCACCAGAGUAGCCUCAGUCUGAGCGAACGCUGCCGGAGGAGAUCUAUGGAUGACGCGGGAAAUGCAAACUAAACAAAUGACGUCAGAAUAAUAAUAUUAAAUAAGUAUAAAAGUGGUUGGGGGUUGGCCUAUAUGAUCGCUGGGGUGCCUCCCAAACUACGACGCAGUGAAUAACAAGAGGUUUUGCAACGGAGAAUGGGUCGGGGAUUAUUGAGUUGUGCUCCCUGCACUGCAGGAGUUGGGCUAGAAUUUUAUUAUUAUUAUAAGUAUUUUAUUAAAAUAACUUCAUUCGUAAAGAGAUGACCGGGGGUGGGGGAUUAAAGAGUGAGUGGGAAUGAAAAAGAAGAAGAAAAUACUGUCACCAUUCAUUAAUAUGCAGGUGUGUAUAUUACAAAUAAUUGCCAGUAAGCUAAUAUAUUCUGCAUAAACUCAUUCCAGAUAGAAUUAUAUUUAUCCAAAGAGAGUCUGCUUUUCUAGCCAUGUAUUAAGGGGAAUUGUCUCUCUCCUUCCCGUUCAUCAAUAUCAGCCUCUGUUCCGGGUUCGAGUGCCGGCGGAGUCACCAAAAAAAGAAAUCAAUAUCAGCCACUAGGAUAGAUGACCCUGGGGGGAGUCUUCAAAGGAGUCUGUCAAGAACCACAGUUCUCCUUCUGCCAGGGAUCCUUGAGCUGCAACCCUUGUGUUCCAUGGGGUUGGGCUGGAUGACCUUUGGAGGUCCCUUCUGCCUCCAGUGCCAGGGAGACUGAGCAGGAAGGCGCUGGGCUCUGACUUCCACCUCUGGGCGAGUGAAAUCCCUGAUGCCGUGUCUUGAUCUGGGGCGGCUGGCAAAAUUAGAAACAGAACUGUUAGAACCCAAAACUAAGAAUUUGUCAAGAAUGUAUAACUUGCUGCUGAAAUGGAAUACUCAGGAUGAAACCGUGAAAUCUGCUAUGAUUAAAUGGGCACAAGAUGUUGGACAUAACAUCAUGUUUGCUGACUGGGAACAGUUAUGGACCACAGGUAUGAAGUUUACGGCAUGUAAUGCCCUAAGAGAGAAUAUUAUGAAAAUGAUAUACAGGUGGUACAUAACCCCAGUCAAGCUUGCAAAAUCUACCAUCUGCCCGAUAACAAAUGUUGGAAAUGUAAAGAAACUGAAGGUACAUUCUUUCACCUUUGGUGAACGUGCCCAAGGAUUAAGGUUUUCUGGGAGAUGAUUUAUAAUGAAUUAAAAAGGUAUUUAAAUAUACCUUCUUGAAGAAACCAGAGGCCUUUCUCCUGGGCAUAGUCGACCAAUCGGUGUUAAAGAAGGACAGAACUUUCUUUAUGUACUGCUAACAGCAGCAAGAAUACUUAUUGCAAAGUAUUGGAAGACACAAGAUUUACCCACACUGGAGGAAUGGCAGAUGAAAAUGAUGGACUAUAUGGAAUUGGCGGAAAUGACUGGCAGAAUCCGAGACCAGGGAGAAGAGUCGGUGGAAGAAGAUUGGAAGAAAUUUAAAGACUACUUACAGAAAUAUUGUAAAAUUAAUGAAUGUUAGAAUGAUGACGGAUUGAAGUUAAGCGGUUUCUAGCAGUAAUGGUUAAAAGAAUUGGAAAAAUUGGUUUUUAAUAGGUAAAAAUUUAAUGUUAUAAUGUUAAGAUUAAAGAUCAGGAUUAAAAAGGAGGGAAAGGAAUUGCUGGACUAACAAACUGAAUUGGAAUACAAAAGAGGGAGGUAUGAGGAGGUCCGGGAAACAAGUAAACGUAAAAGAAGUGAUGAAAAGACGGAAUUGUUUUUAACUGUUUUUCUUUUUCGUUUUUGUAUUUUGUAUUGUGUAUUUUUCUUUUUAUUGUUAAUUUUUUUAUUAAUGUGAUCCUUUUCUUGUGAAAUUUUAAUAAAUAUCAUUAAAAAAAAAGUGAUCUGGGGCGGCUGGAUCUGUCUUCCUUCCCAACUCUGACCCCCCAUUUUUCUGUUUCGCCCCCCAGCUGUGGUGCAGGUUGACGGAGACCCCAUCCGGCUGCAGCUGUGCGACACCGCAGGGCAGGUAAGGAGGCCAGACGGGAUGGGCUAGAGACUGACCUGGACUUGGCACUUUGACCUGGCCCUUCCUAACCGUCCCUUGGGCCUUCUUGAGGUCUAGCAACUUGCUUUCUCGAAUCUAUUCCCGAGGGUUGCAAGCCUGCCGCUGAACCGCUUUCCCCUCCGUAAACGGCACAGCUGGCUUCCCCUCCCCGCAACCUGUAAGGGCAAAGGUGUCCCGGAGGCGAGAGGCACAGGUGGGCUUUGUGGGGCCACAUUUAUUUGGGGCCCUUCUUUGCGCCUCCCAAAUCUCUUUGCGCCUCCCGUAUCUGGCUUGUGGGGAAACUGAGGAGGGUCGGCUCUGGUGUCCGGGGUCCUAAUACAGACACGUAGAUAUUGAUCUAUUCUGGUUGUGAUUGCAAUUUGCCUUUGAAAUAGACAUAUUGCUUAAUUUUUACUUCUACAAAAAAAUAACAAACCUUUGUCAACACAAGAAAUAUAAGACAAACUAGAAGACACCCAAAUGCCCUGGUUAACACAUCACCAAUUACAUGCCUUCGUAAACAACCCAGCAGUAAAAUCAGCAGCAACUAGGCCCCUGACAACCUUCGAAAACCUCCUUCUAACCACAAAGGGACACGGUAAAGGGAUGGUAUCCGCAGUAUACAAAAUACUACUGCAAAAUCCCAUGAACUCCCUAGAUGCAAUCAAAAAACAAUGGGAGGAUGACAUAGGCUAUGAGAUUAACCCCACUCAAUGGACCAAAAUGUGGUCUAACCCCCCCGCCCUUUAAAUCCAUAUCAAUGAAAAGAAAAGAACUCACUCUAAAACUCACCUACAGGUGGUACCUAACACCAAGAAAACUAGCGCUAAUAUGCCCAGGAACCUCACCAAAAUGCUGGAGAGGGUGCACCUCCACAGGCACAUACCUCCACAUGUGGUGGGAGUGUCCCAAAAUCCAACUAUUCUGGACAACAGCCAUAUGAGAAAUAAGUAAAAUAACCAAACAAGUAUUAGAAACCACCCCAGAAUUGGCCCUACUAAACAUCUUCCAAGACGACAAUGCCCACUUACACCACAAAGAACUGAUAACCCACCUACUUUCAGGAGCCAGAAACACCAUAACCAGACACUGGAGAGACCUGUCAGGAGUAAGCAUGGACCAAUGGUACCAAAUAGUAUGGGAAACAGCCCUACUAGAAAAAUUAACCAAUAAACUGAAACUGACAUGGGGACAAAUAGAAGAAGACGCCUUUAUCACAUACACAGCCCAACAAGACAAUGACAAAAAUCCACCAACGGCAUACAAAUCAAUAUGGCUAAGUUAAAGGGACCCCUGACCAUUAGGUCCAGUCGUGGCCGACUCAGCUCGCUUUAUUGGCCGAGGGAGCCGGCGUACAGCAUCCAGGUCAUGUGGCCAGCAUGACUAAGCCGCUUCGGGCGAACUGAUGGGGACUUCGGUGGUGCUGUGGGUUAAACCACAGAGCCUAGGGCUUGCCGAUCAGAAGGUCGGCGGUUCAAAUCCCCGUGACAGGAUGAGCUCCCUUUGCUCGGUCCCUGCUCCUGCCAACCUAGCAGUUUGAAAGCACGUCAAAGUGCAAGCAGAUAAAUAGUUACCGCUCUGGCGGGAAGGUAAACGGUGUUUCCGUGUGCUGCUCUGGUUCGCCAGAAGUGGCUUGGUCAUGCCGGCUCCCUCGGCCAAUAAAGCGAGAUGAGCGCCGCAACCCCAGAGUCGUCCGCGACUGGACCUAACGGUCAGGGGUCCCUUUACCUUUACCUAUGCUGCCCUUCCUCCCUUGAAGAGGGUUGGCCUAGAUGCCCGCCAGGGCACCCCCUCCCAGCCCUGCGGUUGGAAUCAACGAGGGUCAUCGUUUUCUGAUUCAUCGGAGCGCUUUAAACAGAGGUUGCCUGGCCGCCUGCCACGGAUUCUCGAGUGGCGAUUCCUGCCGCGUUGCAGGGGGGUUGGUCUAGAUGACCCCUGGAGGACCCCUCUCAGCUCUGCGGUUCCCUGGUUUGGUGCCUGCAGGGACCCCAGCUUGCAGGGCGCCCCUCUCUCCCUCCUCACGGCCUCCCCUCUUUGCCCCUCACAGGACGAGUUUGACAGCCUGCGGCGCCUCUGCUACCCGAAGGCGGACGUGGUCCUGCUCUGCUUCAGCGUCGUGUCUCCCACCUCGUUCCAGAACAUCUCUGAGAAGUGGCUACCUGAAUUGCGCCGUCACUGCCCCGCCACGCCCGUCCUGCUGGUGGGCACCCAGUCGGACCUGCGCCAGGACGUCAAGGUCCUCAUCGCCCUGUCCCGGCGCCGGGAGAAGCCCGUGUCCCCCUCAGCCGCCCGCACCCUCUCCGCCAAGGCCGGCUUGCUGGGCUAUGUGGAGUGCUCAGCCCUCACCCAGCACAACCUAAAGGAGGUCUUUGACACGGCCAUCACCGCAGGGCUGCGCUGCGCCCGCGGCCCCCCGCCCAAGCCGCAGCGUCGCAGCACCGCCAGCCGCAUCCGGACCCUCUCCAAGGCCUGGUGGAGGAAGCACGUCUGCCUGUCGUAGCGCCGGGUGCGAUUCCCGCAUGGCCUGACCCCUUCCAAUGGGUUUGCCUGCAGACUGGAUCAACUGAGGGGUGUAGGCUUUUGAGAGGGGCCAGGCUGGGCCAGCCUUCUUCGCAGGGACAUCGGGCAGAAUCUCGGCAGGGCCAAAUAGAUCUCGAAACGGAUCCCAAAGACGUGUCCUCGUCUCCGAGAGGGACGUGGCCGGGCUUUCAUUUAGAGACGCUCUGUUGGCUGGAGAGAGCGGAUGCUUCUGAACGGCUGCGUUUGGCUCCUGGUUGCUGGUCUCCCUUUUGGGCAUGUGGUUGGCAGCUGUGAGAACAGGAGGCUGGACCAUUGACCUGAGCUUCUCAUGUACUUGGGAACCUCCAGCUCCACAGGCAGUCUAUCUGAAUUCUUAAGUUCUGUGGGGGCAUUUGGCCCCUGUGUGGCUGGACUAAAUGGGUCCCCUUUGGGCCUGAUCCAGCAGCUGGGCUCUUCUAAUGUUCUUGUGCUUCCCCCCCACCUUGGGAUUUGGGACCUUCAGCUCCCAGCCCCACUGAGAAGGGCCAUAUAUUUGUAGACCCAAAUAUCUCUGGGGAGAUGGGACCAGGUUGGGGGCAGAUGCUUUGGGGAGGCUGUGGCUGGAAGCUUUGCCUCCCCACCCCCAAAAAUAAAACUUCUGCACCUGGUUUAGCUGAGAGCGAGAUGGAGCAGCCCCUUGCCCAGAGUGGGGGUGUACUUGCAGAAGCGUGAGAUGGGGUGACAUUUUUUAAACCACUUGAAUCCGAAAAUUUUGUAGAGUUGGAAGAGAACCCUCCCCCCCCCCCCGGGCCACCUAGUCCCAAGCCCCUGCAAUGCAGCAAGCACAGCAAACUUUGGUUCUUGGUUUCGGAAGGAGAAUAUUUCGGGUCGGGGGAAAGUUUCUGGAAAGGAAAAAUUGUAGAGUGAUUUUUUUACGCCAUUUGUGCCUUUUCUCCCGAGACGAAACCAGGCCUUGAAUCUGCAGUGUGUGUGUGUACAGUGGACGCUCAGGUUGCAAAUGUGAUCCGUGCGGGAUGCACGUUCGCAACCCGCAGUGUUCGCAAGCCGCGGGUUGCAAUUCGGCGCUUCUGCGCAUGCACAAAGCACGAUUUUGCACUCCUGCGCAUGCGCGGCCGCCAAAACCUGGAAUUAAUCCGUUCCGGUACUUCCGGGUUUCGGCGGUCCGUAACCUGAAAAAAUGCAACCUGAAGCGUCUGUAACCCGAGGUAUGACUGUAUUUGGUCUGACCCAGGCAGCAUGGUCAGACUAGGACCAGGGUUCGAAUCCUCGCUCGGCCACGAAGCUCCCCAGCUGUGACGUUGGGGCUCAGCCACCGCCUCUCUCAGCCUGACCUGCCUCACAGGGUUGUUGUUGCAGGGAUUAAAUGAGGAUCGGGAGAACCAGGUAUCCUUGGAUAGAGGGGGGUGGAGAGGCAAUAAAAGAAUUAAUAAUAAAACCCCAAGCUGCGCCCCCAAUAAAAUGCAGUGAGACAACUUGACGUCUCUUUCUGAGCCCUUGCAAGGAGGCAGGUGGAAAUGUGCCUUUUUUUGAGGGGGGGGAAAUUCCCCCACCUGCCUAGUUUCUCGUUCCCUUUGCCUUGCAAAGAACCUGCAAAACUUUCCCUCCUUCCCCUUCAUUUCUCUUUCCAUGGAAAAAUAAAAUAAAAUCCUGGGAAUUGGGAGCUGCUUUCUCUUUUUUUCCGUUUCCUGUUUCUCCUGCCCCCCCUCCACCUGUGUCCUUCCUGAAAAGCAUUUUUUUUUUUUGCAAGCUUGAAUUCUCCAGCCUCCUGGCUGCAAAGGGGAGGGGGGGGAGUCUGCUUUGUAGUUCUCAGUGCAAUCGCCUCCCCCCCAAAAAAUACCACCCCACCCACGUACAGGAAUUUGGAAAAUUACAAAAGGUGACGGGUUUUCAAUUUUGCUGCAACACAGAGAUGAAAUGCGCGCCGCUGCUUUUCUUUCUCGGGGGGGGGGGGGUCAGAGAACAGCCUCCCCCCUUGCAACAAAAAUCUCUAGGUUGCAUUUGCACAGGAGCAUUUCUGACUUUUUUUUGUGGGGUGGGGGAAAGCUCCCUUUGAAGUAUUGUCUCUUGAUUAAAAAUAAGCUGUUUUCUUUCCUCUCCUGUGUGAAUGGCUGCCUUGGGUCUGCCCCCCCCCAUGGGGGUCAGAGGCGGAAGGGAGGAAAGGGACUUGGGGUUUCACCCCCCCAAAAAAGGGGAGGCGGGAAGAGAAUCACGUGCUCCACCUGAAGCCCCGUUGGAGGAAAAGUUGGGGCAGAAAUGCAAUAAAUGAACAAUGAGUAAAGAUGUAAUUUUGUUUCUCCCUCAUUCAGCAUGUAUUGGGCCAGAGUUGGCUGGGAUCCCAUGGGCCAUCUAGUCUGACCCCCUUCAAUGUCUCUAUGUGAUACAGAGAU